Messenger RNA from Dictyostelium discoideum AX4, 390 nucleotides. RefSeq names its product LSM domain-containing protein (gene lsm1). The transcript has 3 exons. Gene Ontology annotation, molecular function: RNA binding. NCBI's taxonomy places the organism in Eukaryota, Evosea, Eumycetozoa, Dictyosteliales, Dictyosteliaceae. The record is from RefSeq and is a predicted model, not a curated record. Gene Ontology annotation, biological process: nuclear-transcribed mRNA catabolic process. Bases 1 to 390 code for a protein of 129 amino acids. Gene Ontology annotation, cellular component: P-body; cytoplasm.
AUGAGCUCUGGUUUAGGUGAUGAAGUAGAUAAAAAAUUAAUUGUUGUCUUGAGAGACGGCAGAAAAUUUAUUGGAAUAAUGAGAACUUUUGAUCAAUUUGCAAAUAUAGUAUUACAAGAUACAAUUGAAAGAAUUUAUGUUGGUGAUUGCUAUAGUGACAAAAAUCUCGGUCUUUUCUUUAUUAGAGGUGAUAAUGUUGUCAUUUUAGGUGAAAUUGAUCCAGAUAAAGAAGUACAAGAAAAGAAAUUAAAAAAAAUAUCAUGGGAUGAAAUUACAAAAGCAGCAGCAUUAGAAAAGAUAAAAAAAGAAGAAGAAGAACAGUUAAAGAGAAGAAUUAUGACAGAAAGUGGUCUCACUAUAGAUUCAAUUUUGAAUAUUGAUGACUUUUAA